AUGAAAGCCUUUUCCUACGAGAAUCCCACCGACAGUCUUCAGCUGAAAGACCUGCUCGUCCCAGAGCCGGAUGAUGACAGCGUUCUCAUUGAGGUCAAGGCUGCAGGAAUCUGCCACUCAGAUUGCCACAUCAUCAGCGGCCAUGGAGACGACUACAUCGCCAAGAAGCCAAUUGUGCUCGGCCACGAAGUCGCGGGGAUGAUUAAGAACCUCGGUCGAAAUGUUUCUGGCUUUCAGAUCGGAGACGCCGUCACCCUCGCGCUCCUAAUGCACCCUGUCUCUGAACGCGUCAGCGGCGCCUACGUCGGGUUGAGUUUCGAUGGCGGCUAUGGCCAAUAUGUCGUCGCGCCACAGAAGAUUCUCGUUAAAAUCCCUGAGGGUAUUUCUUUCGCACAAGCUGCCGUUGCGACAGAUGCGUUGGCGACUUCUUAUCACGCUGUCGUGGGAGAGGGCAGCGCUCGGCCUGGAUUGACGGUGGGCGUCGUUGGACUCGGUGGACUGGGCAUGCAUGGACUUCAAUUUGCCUGUCUAAAAGGAUCUACGGUGUAUGGUUUCGAUGUUAAUGAGGCCAAGUUUGAUCAAGCAAAGAGCUACGGGGCGAAGGAUUGUUUCACGUCACUUGAGGAUGUAACCAAUGCUGAUAUAGCAUUUGAUGUUAUUGUUGACUUUGUGGGCCACUCUACAACCACUUCAACUGCGAUCAAGGCUGUGAAACCAGGUGGCAAAGUCGUCACUGUUGGUCUUGCGUCGUCGGACGUCACGAUUCCAUCGAAUACGGGUUCGGGGUACAUCCUCAAGGGCGUAACUAUCGUUGGAUCCAUCGGCGCGUCAAUGCAGGACUUGAAGGAUGUUCUGACACUUCUAGCCGAGGGUGCUAUUAAGCCUGAGCUUACGGAGGUUGCCUUUGAGGAAAUACCAGAGACUAUCAAGCGGCUGGCAGAGGGAACUGUGACAGGUCGAGUUUGGACGGACCCAAGCAAGGCUAUAAGUUGA
Fusarium oxysporum Fo47 is the source of this 993-nucleotide messenger RNA. RefSeq names its product chaperonin 10-like protein. The transcript has a single exon. Lineage: Eukaryota; Fungi; Ascomycota; Sordariomycetes; Hypocreales; Nectriaceae. Gene Ontology annotation, molecular function: oxidoreductase activity; zinc ion binding. The record is from RefSeq and is a predicted model, not a curated record. Bases 1 to 993 code for a protein of 330 amino acids.